Molecule: messenger RNA, 2956 nt
Organism: Xiphias gladius (swordfish)
Lineage: Eukaryota; Metazoa; Chordata; Actinopteri; Istiophoriformes; Xiphiidae
Gene: poli
Product: polymerase (DNA directed) iota
Exons: 10
Coding region: 99-2279 (726 amino acids)
Biological process (GO): translesion synthesis
Molecular function (GO): DNA-directed DNA polymerase activity; damaged DNA binding
Source: RefSeq, a predicted model, not a curated record
CGUUUGGUGCAGCUUCCCCGCCGCAAACGGGCGACGCGCGGCGGCGUCAUCCGGCCUGUUAAACUCCACAAAACACCAUCGGUUUCUCGUAGUUUGACAUGGACGGUAGCGAGGACGAGGUGGAGGAGGAGGAUGAGACCGAGUGGAGGAGCAGUUUCCUGGACUCGGCGCCACUCAGCCACGCCGCUGCUCCUGGUCCAAGCCUCGAUAAGACAUCAGGACCAACGCCUGCACACAGAGUCAUUCUGCAUUUCGACCUGGACUGCUUCUACGCUCAGGUGGAGAUGAUCAGAAACCCGGCGCUCAGAGAAGUCCCCCUGGGUAUUCAGCAGAAAUACAUCAUAGUCACCUGUAACUAUGUGGCAAGAGAGCAGGGGCUCACCAAACUGAUGUCUGUGACUGAUGCUAAGGAGAAAUGUCCUCAGCUGGUGCUGCUGAAAGGAGAAGACCUGACACACUACAGAGAAAUGUCCUAUAAAGUGACAGAGCUGCUGAUGUCCUACUGUCCACUGGUAGAGAGGCUUGGAUUUGACGAGAACUUCGUGGACAUCACAGACAUGGUGGAAAGGAGGCUAGCACAGACAUCAGAGCCCAACGACUUUUCAUUCAAAGGACAUGUCUACAACCAUGUCGGUGCAGAUGUUAAAGCUGGUGACCACCCACAGCUGGCUUUAGGUUCACACAUUGCAGCAGAGCUGAGAGAAGCCAUCCACAGCAAACUGGGCCUGACUAGCUGUGCCGGCAUCGCCACAAACAAGCUACUGGCCAAACUGGUGUCCGGCACCUUCAAACCCAAUCAGCAAACCGCCCUGCUGCAGGAGAACCAAAGCGACAUCAUGGGCGCCCUGAGCGGUCUCCGCAAAGUACCGGGGGUUGGUCACCAAACUGCUAAGAGACUUCGAGCCCUGGGAUUGGUCAGCAUCCAAGACCUGCAGCUCUUCCCACUGAACGACUUGGUGAGAGAGUUUGGAGGUCCCAGUGCUCGGCGCUUGAAGAAUCUGGCCGUCGGCGUGGAUGACUCGCCCGUCAUCCCUACCGGGGCCCCCCAGUCUCUCAGUGAUGAAGACUCCUUCAAAAAAAUGUCGUCAACUAAAGAUGUUCUGGAAAAGAUUCAGCAGCUCUCGAGCAGCCUGGUGGAAAGGAUGAACAAAGAUGGCAGGCAGCCUCACACCUUCCGGCUCACCAUCCGUAGAUACUCAGCGACCAACAGGUGGUUCAGUCGCGAGAGCCGGCAGUGUCCGAUCCCCAGCCACAUAGGACAGAAGAUCGCCUCCGGCAGCGGCGAUGAUGCUGUAGUCCAGCUGGUCCCGUUGGCCAUGAAGCUCUUCCACAAGAUGGUGGACGGCAACGCCGCCUUCCACCUCACCCUCAUCAACGUUUGCUUCAGCAACCUGCAGACCAGGGGAGCUCCCGCCUGCGGAAAGGGCGCCAUAACAUCUUUCUUCACGCAGAGCACGUCCCCCAGAAAAACCCAGAUCUGCUCAUCACAAAGCCAGAAUGAUUCCUCUCAGAGUGGGGAUAGUCACUGCAUGGAUCGUCAGCUCAGCACGCACAGCAUGAUUACUCAACGUGCCUCACAAAAGACAGUAACCACAAAAAGCCCUUGUAGCUCUGGAUUCAAAUGGGAACAAAGCUCCACUGUUGCCGUAGAGGACCCUCCGCUUCAGACAGAGUACUGCAGCACAGCGAGGUCAGGCCCUAAAGAGUCAAACAACGCUGUGACACGUCGAUUGCCCCCAAACGUUGACCCAGAGGUUUUCAAGCUUCUCCCCGAGGAAAUCCAGAAGGAACUGUUAUCUCCUGCCUACGCGAACUCCCUUCCCAGCCCUUCUACCAGCCCGUCAGCACCAGUUGCAGUCCCUGAUGCCACCCACAUAAGGAAAAACAAGUCACCAGAGUCAUUUACAGACUCAAAAAAUAUCGAAGACAAAGCCGAGGCCAUAAACGAAUUAGAUCCAGCUCACAGAGUGACCACCGUGAAUCACCAGAGGCCUCCGAGGAAAAGUGCAUUUCCAGGAGAGAACGUCACAGCAGAAGGGAGGCUGUUAUUCCGCCAGUCUUCUGACUGCGAGUUCCCAGGAAAUGUGGACCCUGAGGUGUUUUCUGAGCUCCCACCCGAAGUUCAGAGGGAGCUGAUGUCUGAAUGGAAGCAACAGAAGCCGGUCCUGAAGGCCCCCUCAUCCAGGAAACCGGGGAGAAGCCCGAUGACCAAAGACAGAAAGGCUGCAGGAAAAGGCAGCCAGGCAAACAGUCUGCUGAAGUAUUUCAAACCCAGUUAGAGAGGGACACUGACAGUUACCUCUGUUCAAGAUAAUGUAUGACAGGACAUGUUAUUUCUCUGUAAGAAAAUCUUUAAUUUCCUACUCUUGAGUUUUUCUCAUGUAAUAUUAUACAGUAUACAGGGAGUGAACAAAAGAAAAGAAACCUUUAACAGUAAUCUAGAACAGCCCUACAACACGUCAAAAUUUGGUGAGGUGUUUGGUGACGCUUACUGUAAAUCAAAAUGAAGAGGACAACUACACAAAUAUGGGGGACCACAGGUGUCCUCAAAGAGUGUAUGGCGUAUACAGCAAAAUAAUCUGCAGUAACACUGGGAUAAAAGCACAAUUACGGUAAAAAUAAUAAACCGCACUGGGAAAAAGUGGAGGAAACCUGGUUAUAAUUAGAACCACACCAUCAUUAACUGCCACAAUUAAUUAACAUAUUAACAAUUAAGUUAGUUGAUGGGAUAUAUAAGAAACCACAGCCUCAAAAAUUACCCUUAACUUUGCUGAGAGACCACCUACAAGCUUUUUUUUUUUUUUCUGGAGCUUUCAGCAGCAUCUCAGCACUGGUUGAAUGCUUUAGAAGAUGCUAGUAAGUGGACCUUGAGUUACAGCUUGAGCUUGACCAGGUUGGUAUUUAUUUCAGGUGUUUCUGUUUAUCUCAUCCACCCCUGUAUGUCAGUGUUAAUAUG